UACCAGACAGCUCCGGCAUGUCACUCUCCCUGACAGCACAGGACACAGAAGAAAACACGCUUCGGACAAAGUGGGGACCUAUCAAAGCAGCAAGACCCACGCUUCGGACAAAGUGGGGACCUAUCAAAGCAGCAAGACCCACGCUUCGGACAAAGUGGGGACCUAUCAAAGCAGCAAGACCCACGCUUCGGACAAAGUGGGGACCUAUCAAAGCAGCAAGACCCACAGGAGACCUUCAGGCUCCGAGACAUCAACACUCCACCUGAGAAUGUGACAACAAGACACGCGGACAGGAUGGACAGACAAAACGGAAAUAUGUUGCCUUUCAAAGCAAAUGAGAGCUCCAUUAAAGGCAAACCUGCAUACUCGGUGGAAACCCCGUACGGUUUCCGUCUAGACUUGGACUUCCUGAAGUAUGUGGACGAUAUCGAGAAAGGGAACACCAUAAAAAGAGUCCCCAUCCAUCGCCGAAGCAAAGGCCCUCUGCCUAACACUCUUCCCCGGCACCUGCACCCCUCAGGCUACCGCCCUAGCGCUUGGGGAUCGACCGGAGCCCUCAGCCCCAGGUCUCGACCGCCCGAAGACCGUCAUCAUGCCGCUUCCUGGUUGUACGAUUACAGGAAGCCCGUUUCUUCGAGAGGAUUAGCAGAAAUGGAGGCCAAGAUCAGAGAUUUUGAUGAGCAGCCCUUGGGCGAGCAUAUCCGACCUCAUCUCCUCCGAGCCUCCAGUCUGCCGCUCACGGUGUUGUUGAGACAAGGAUCAGAGUCGACGGAUGAACUCGGCAGUCCUUGCGGUUCAAGGGAUCACCUCGGAGGUAGAAAUAGCUCCUGUGAAGACAUCUUUGACGUCCCUCGGGACUGUUCAGGCCUGGUAAGGCGCCUGACGGAAGCUCUUGAACAUGUGGAGGAGCUGGAGAAGGAAGUUCAGGUCAUUCCAGACCUCAAAGCUCAGAUCAGUUUUCUCCAGGAGGAAAAAGAAAGGCUGCGCUCGAAAAUUCACACGGCAUCCUUGAACGGAACCACGGCCCACCACCUCUCCGCCGACAACAAAAGGCCGCGGCAUGACCGGUGCGGCAACGGUCAAGAGUCGAAUCCCGCGCACGAGUGGAGGGCGAGCGCGGAUCUGGACGAGCUGCUGACGGUCACAUCCCUCCAAGCCAAAGUAGCCGCGGUGGAGCAGAAGCUCCACGAGACGGAGCUUGAACUCCAGAAGGUCACAGGGAGGCUGAGGCAGCAGCAAAAAGAGAGCAGGAGCAAAGAGGAACAGAUCGAACACCUCACCGCACGCCCCGGGGUGUGGGUUUGCGCAGAGCGGGUGGUGGUGGACCAGGAGGGGGAGGAGAUGACAAAUGGAGAAAGUUCACGGCUGCCUGCAGAUGCUGGGGCUCACACUUUGGACACAGCCGUGGUGGUCCACCACAUACAUCGAAUCAAGCGGCUCUUGGAUCAGCAGUGGGAGUGUUUGAGCGCCACAGACGAAGAGCUGAUUAGCCCGAGAGUGAUCUCCGUGCAGCAGGAGAUGAUGGACCUCAUCGACGUCCUUACCUCCCACUACACGCGGUCCGAACGCAACCGUGGACAAAGUCUUCAACACCAAGAUGGUGAAUGCGGCACGAAGACCAUCGCUGGAACUUGGACUUCCAACGCUGCUGAUGAAGGGUACAAAACCACUGCCAGCGACAAUCCAGUCGGGCCGAGUCGUGUCCACCAGAAGGUUUGUCGUGAGGUCGGCACCGGGCCUUGGGAAACGGACGCAGACCCAGCAAAGGCCUGGACGGGGGAGAGCGGGGAAAUGAGCCGGGACAGGUCGGGGCGGACAGAUGGGGCGGCAUCCGUCGACGUGGCCAAGGUGAAACCGCUGCCGACGGGAGAACAGAUGGAGGGAAACUCCGAGCCCGAAACAACCAGAGGCAGUGAGACUGUGAAUGCCGACUUUAUGGCUGCGUGCAAGUUCCUCAACGAUCACAUGGACGACAUAGAGGACCCGACUGAGGACACGAAGAAGGCCCUGGUCGUGCUAUUUCAAGAGUGGUUCGGUGCGGCGGCGGAGGACAAUUCGGUGGCUAGCAGGGUGGCGGCAUACCUGAAGGAGAUCCAGAAGACCACACCGUCCCUCAUGGCCUUCCUCAUCAACCUGGCCGACGAUAACGGCAACACGGUUCUGCACUACAGCGUUUCUCACAGCCACUACAGUAUAGUCAGUCUGCUGCUGGACACAGGCGUGAGUGACGUAAACUUCCAGAACAAGGCGGGCUACACCGCAGUGAUGCUGGCCUCUCUGACGGUCCCUGACAACCCAAGUGACAUGGAGGUGGUCCGCAGGCUCAUGGGGCUCGGCAACGUCAACGUCCGAUCCGAACAGACGGGCCACACAGCUCUGCACCUGGCGGUGAGACACGGACGAGUCGUGAUGGUUCGCUCGCUGCUGAGCUGCGGAGCGGACGCCGACAUCCAGGACGGUCAGGGGACCACGGCCCUGAUGUUUGCGUGCGAGAGGGGCCACACGCACAUCGCCAGGCUGCUGCUGGAGAGGACCCGGUGCCGACUUAGCCUCACUGAUCAGAGCGGUCGUACCGCACUCGGCAUCGCCGUGCAAGGUUGCCACGGCGACACGGCCGCCCUGCUGCAGGCCCACGCCAGGACCCGAGCUCUGUAGCGACCUCCGACCCCCAUGCCUCCCUCAUUUUCACGAAAGCAUGCUUCUAUUUUACAACUCACCCCCCUUUAUGAAAUACAAAAAUGCAAUCUUCCCGAUGCCCUUGAAGGCAACACCCUGGGUGUUAUCGGGGCCACCUUGCUGCCAGGACAACGGAAACCUUUCGGGUUUGAAUCGACACGGUACCAAUUGCAAGUACGCUUGUGCACGUCAACGUGACUAAAACACGCACUAACGUCAUAAAUGUGCAUUGUUGAAUAGUCAAAUUUCAUGUUUAAAUGUUGUAAUAAAUUGCUUAUAACUGUU
Entelurus aequoreus (snake pipefish) is the source of this 2961-nucleotide messenger RNA. Its product is annotated as KN motif and ankyrin repeat domain-containing protein 4-like. Bases 295 to 2655 code for a protein of 786 amino acids. Gene Ontology annotation, molecular function: protein binding. Gene Ontology annotation, biological process: negative regulation of actin filament polymerization. NCBI's taxonomy places the organism in Eukaryota, Metazoa, Chordata, Actinopteri, Syngnathiformes, Syngnathidae. Gene Ontology annotation, cellular component: cytoskeleton; cytoplasm. The record is from RefSeq and is a predicted model, not a curated record. The transcript has 10 exons.